This is a messenger RNA of Penicillium maclennaniae, 1659 nucleotides long. RefSeq names its product PPIL2 family peptidylprolyl isomerase. Gene Ontology annotation, molecular function: ubiquitin-ubiquitin ligase activity; peptidyl-prolyl cis-trans isomerase activity. Bases 1 to 1659 code for a protein of 552 amino acids. Gene Ontology annotation, biological process: protein folding; protein polyubiquitination; protein peptidyl-prolyl isomerization. Gene Ontology annotation, cellular component: catalytic step 2 spliceosome. The record is from RefSeq and is a predicted model, not a curated record. The transcript is spliced from 4 exons. NCBI's taxonomy places the organism in Eukaryota, Fungi, Ascomycota, Eurotiomycetes, Eurotiales, Aspergillaceae.
AUGGGAACGGACAAGCUCUACCGCGGGCGCUGGUGUUUCCAGGGCCAAAACGGAGGCCCCCAUGCGGCAUUUAAGCGCUUGCCAUUCAAUUUCUGCUCUCUCUCCCUCCAGCCAUUUGCGCACCCGGUCUGCACACCUACAGGAACGAUUUUCGACCUCACAAACAUUCUCCCAUGGAUCAAGAAACAUGGAACGAACCCGGUGGAUGGAUCACCGUUGAAGAAUUCCGAUUUGAUCAAGCUAACGAUCGCGAAGAACGAGGAUGGUGAUUAUGUUGACCCAGUCACUUACAAGCCCUUGACGGAUAAUACGCAUAUUGUCGCUCUGCGCAACACGGGAAAUGUGUUUUCUUGGGAUACAGUGGAUCGACUAAACAUCAAAGGGAAGCUGUGGCGCGAUCUGGUCACUGACGAAGAAUUCAGCCGCAAGGACAUCAUUACCCUGCAGGACCCGCAGAACAUCGAGUCUCGCAACCUGAGUUCGUUCAAUUACUUAAAGGAAGGUGAAACUCAAUCUGUGGACGACAACAAACCCUCGGGGAGUGUCAAUGCAAACGCGCUGGGGAGUUCAGCUAAGAUCUUGAAGGCGAAGGAGGCAGUGGCCAAAGCACGCGCCGAGCGCGCACAGCAGCAGGCUGGCUCUGCUGGCUCUACAGCUAUUUCUAAGGCCGGCACGGCUGGUUCGGCUCUGUCAAAGCCGGGCCAGUCCCAGCCGGGGAAGCCUACACCCUAUAACGCAGCACGAUUCACGACGGGCAAGGCCGCUGCCUCCUUCACCAGCACUGGCUUGACACCUCACACGUCAGCCGAGUUGGCACUACUGUCUGAGGAAGAGUAUAUGCUGAAACGGGGUCGGAUCAAGGCCAAGGGUUAUGCUCGGAUUGAUACUACCGCUGGACACUUGAACGUGGAGCUCUAUCCUGAGCAGGCCCCCAAAGCCGUGUGGAAUUUCAUCCAGCUUGCCAAGAAGGGCUACUACAAGGACGUCACCUUCCAUCGCAAUAUCAAGGGUUUUAUGAUCCAGGGCGGCGACCCUACUGGUACUGGACGGGGUGGCGAGAGUAUUUGGGGCAAGUACUUUGCCGACGAGUUCGAGGGGCCAUUGAAGCAUGAUGGGCGCGGCACCCUGAGUAUGGCCAACAAAGGAAAGAACACGAAUAGUAGUCAAUUCUUCUUCGCCUACCGAGCUCUCCCGCACCUCGAUCGCAAGCACACCGUCUUCGGGCGACUCAUUGACGACCCGACGCCGUCAUCUGCCACCCUCAACCGACUGGAAGCCAACCCUGUGGAACCAACCACGAAUCGGCCGACGCCGGAGAUCCGUAUUAAGGAAGUCACAAUCUUUGUCGACCCUUUCGAAGAUUUCUUAAAGAAGAAACGCGCCGAAGACACUCACGACCCCACCUCAACGGUCGACGAAAGUGAGGCUUCCCGUCGCGAGGAUGCCGACCAGAUCACUUGGACUGGGAAACGUGUACGUGGGCCCGGUGCGAACGAGGACAGCGGAUCCACCGGUGUUGGAAAAUACCUGAAAGCUGCUUUGGCCGAUCGUGACGAAGAUGAAAUCGUGGAGUUUGUGGACGAGCCGGAGCCGGAGCCUGAGCCUGCUCGCAAGAAGGUCAAGGGCGUGGGGGGAUUCGGAGACUUUAGCUCAUGGUAG